This is a messenger RNA of Archocentrus centrarchus (flier cichlid), 4953 nucleotides long. It is a transcript of the gene phf21b, whose product is annotated as PHD finger protein 21B. Lineage: Eukaryota; Metazoa; Chordata; Actinopteri; Cichliformes; Cichlidae. Bases 260 to 1972 code for a protein of 570 amino acids. The record is from RefSeq and is a predicted model, not a curated record. The transcript has 14 exons.
CGGACCCGUCGACGCUCGGUGGUAUUCUGGAGAGGAGCCGUGCGAGGCCCGAGCUCGUCCCACCGGGUUUGGAGCACUUUUGAAGACGGGCGGAAAGUGGGUGAUGAGUCCUGGGCUGUAAAAAGAAGCGAGAACUUGCUUUGCAGCCCGAGUAGUUCUUCUUUCAAUUGUUAUUGUCGCUUAAAAAAAUCUUUAAAAUCACUCAAACUUGGUCUCGGCCGCGUCGAAAGUGGGAGAAAAGUGCUUUCCUGGUCGGAACAUGGAACUACAAGGCCUGCAAGAGGCGCUGAAAGUAGAGAUCCAAUGUCAUCAGAAUCAGACGUUGUGCAAAGGCCUCAACGAUCUUCAGAACGGACAGAAGCUGGCGGUCAGAAGCUGUCCUGUAGGGACGACUAAGCCGCUGUCGCUCAUCAAGCCUCCCAGUCAGGGCAUCGCCAUCUCCGUGGUGCCGGCCAAGGCUCCCGUUUCCAUGGUAACCGCACACAUUAACGGACAGAAGGCGGUGGCGAGCUCGGAGCCGCUGCAGACGUCCCCCAUCAACCUUCAGAUGGGCGGCAGGGCCACGGCCGCCGGAGUCCACCCGUUCAGCAGCAGCAGGAGAGCCGUAGAGCUGCCCCCCUCCCAGAUGCUGGGAACUCUCACUGCUGUGCCCAUCAAGGUGCCUCAAGUCAGCUCCCUGCACCGGCUGGCAGGACAAGCAGCCACUGUGCUACCUCAGGUCAGGCCAAAGACCCAGAUCCCCGACAGCCUUCCCCACAGUCCCUGCCAGGAGCUGCAGCCUCUCAGCCUGCAGAGGGCCACCGCCGUGGUCAGUCCGAAGAGCCAGGGCCCCACCCUGCCCACCGCCAACAGCACCUUGAGCCCCGACCACCAGCCCAACAGCCAGAGCGACGCCUCGCCGCCCUCGGCCCCGUCGGGGGGCCCCGACUCCAACGGCCCCGCCCAGCAUGCCUCUGCGGGGCCCGGCGUGGCCUACGCCAUCAUCGCUGCCUCCCCCGCCACCGGCAACGGGGUGUCCACUGUCAGUGAGGCCGUCAAGGUGAUCAUCAUCCAGCCGCAGGCCCCCAGCAGCACCGAGGGCUCCCCGGGGAUCCAGGCAGAGCUGCCGUCACAGGAGGCCCCGCCCACCUCCAAAUCCCCGUCCCAGAAGAAAGACGAGGACCCCGAGAAAAUCGCCUUCAUGGUCGCCCUCGGCCUCGUCACCACUGAGCACCUGGAAGAAAUCCAGACGAAGAGGCAGGAGAGGAAGAGGAGAAGCACGGCCAACCCGGCCUACAGCGGCCUGUUCGAGCCCGAGCGUAAACGCCUGGCCUCACAUUACCUGAACAGCUCGCUCUUCCUGUCAGCACGAGACUCUGAGGAUUUCUGCUGGAAGCAGGACUUGGAGCAUGAUGACCACUGCGCUGUAUGUAAGGAGGAUGGCGAGCUGCAGCAAUGCCACAACUGCCCCCGAGCCUUUCACCCCAACUGCCUCCACCCACCACUUAAAACCCCACCCAGAGGCCCCUGGUACUGCCCCAAGUGCCAGAAGAAGGUUCUGAACAAGGAGAACAUGUCGUGGCCACAGAACUUUGUUCAGUCGUACGUCACACACAAGACGGCAGUGAGGCAGGAGGAGAAGCGACGGCUGCUGAGGAGAAACACCGAGCUGAAGAAAGAGUGCGCGCACCUGGAGGAGGAAGACAAGAAGCUCAACAAGACACUCAAACAAUGCAUGGACCUGCGGGAGCGCCUGCUGGGGCAGCAGAGAGACACUCAGGCGUCGCUCGACCGCCUCAAAACUCUCAUCAGGUUGAUCCAACGCGACCAGCUCAUCCAGGUCACCAUGACGACCACCGCCACCAUCGCCACCUCGCUGCUCUCCCAGUCCUGGAUCAAAUCCACCAGCACCGCCACCAUCACCCCCACCCCCCCGGGCCCCUCGGCCACGCCCCUGCAGACAAGCCACAGCCAGGACGACGUCAACAACUAGCCCCGCCCACCAGAGCGCCGAGUUUUUCCAUGGAGGGCAGCGGUGAUGAUUUCUUUAGUGUGAAAAAUAUCGAUGAAGAGCCUCUAUCCUCCACGCAAUUCAAGUAUUUUUUAAAACCCAACACCUACAGUGCUUACGAGAUUUCUUUUUUUAAGUUCUUUUUCUAUUUAUUAACAUUCUUGGCCUUAAUGUAUUUAUUACAAAAAGUUCGAUUACAGCGCGGCGGCGGGAACGCGCGGCCCAGAAGAUAUUUCCCUUUUUUAAGCGCAGGUCUGAUUCUCGUCCUGCGUAUAGAGAGAGAGAACAGUAGAGUUAGCGUAGAGUCAGGAUGGAUGGAAGUGGACGGACUGUACAGCGAUAUAUCCGAGUAGAUGUUUGUUCUCAUUCUCUUAUGAACAAUGUUUUUGCCAUAAUGAUUCAGGAAAAUGUUUUCAUCGUGUAUGUGAACGCAUACGAGCCUUCAAACAAAAGCAGAGAAUAACUUUUUUCAGUAUUAAUAGAGUUAAAGUCAAAGAAAAAAAGUAUUUAAGAUUAAACUACAGAAAUUAGCAUUUCUAGUGGAGAUUUUAGUAUUUUCAUGCUGAUGCCUGUUGAAAAAUGUAAGUUUGGAGUAUUCAAGGGGAUCACUGUACAUAUGUUGUAUUAUUAUGAUUAUUGUUAUUAUCAUCAUCGCAGGGUUUUUCUUUUUUCGGUUUCAAACUUUACUGGAGUCACAUGUCUGAAACGGAGACGAGUCCCCGCUCGUUUAUAACAUCCGCUUCCUGUUCGACAGCAGAGCCAGAGAAACGUGCCAAACGUGCAUUUAUUCAGAUUAAUUUACUAUUUAAAAUGAUAGUAAACAGGAAAUCAGCAGGAUUGUGAAAAUAGCCAUUAAAUCUUUAAAUCAGUUUUUGUAAUUAAAGCAUCAAAACUGCUCUAAAAGCUCUACAUAUGAGAAAAACUGCAUAAAAACUGAUUAGCUCCGCAUUCAUUUAUUUGAUUAAAAUACCAUGAUGAACUUUUUCAGAGCAGCUUGUGCUCCAACAGAAGCGUCACUGUAAACGAUGGAUUCAUGUAGGAAACGUCAGGUAAAAACCAGUAGACACGAUGGAAACUUGGUUAUAAAUGAUGUAACGUGCUAACCAGACACUUUAUUUCACACAACAAGCUUUCAGAGCAGCUGCAGUCAAGAACAACCAAAACUAAAUGCUUGCUAGUUAGCUACACGGACACAUUAUUCAGGUCUUCAAAACUUUUUGAUGCGCCUUACGCUCCAACGUUGGGUAAAAACCAGCUACACUAGUGAUGAGUCGGUCGCGAACGAUCCAGCUCUAAGAGCCGGCUCCUGAUAGUGAGCCUGAGGAGCUGUCUGGGAGCCAAAAGAGCCGGCUCUCUGAAAAGAGCCGAACUCCCCAUCACUACACAAAUACAAGAUUGGCUGAAGUGCUAAACCAGCCAACCCGAAGACAUUUUCAGAGCCACUUACACUCCAACAUUUGGUAAAAACUAGCAGAUCAGCUGUAAAUGAAGCUAACCUGAAUAAAAGUAGACAAGGUUUAUGUAGGAGCACAAAUGCUCAGCUCCAGUGAAACCAGCUAACACAAAGACAAACUGGGCCAUGUGUCAUUCAUUCCCAACAUAUUCUGCAUUAUGUUCAGUUAAAGUGUAUAUGCCCAUACUGAUAGAAGCAGCAGCUACUUUCAGCUGCACCCUGAUUCAUGAGGGGCCGCCACAGCAGGCAGCUCCAUGUUUGAAUUGGCAGAUUUCUACUCCUGAUGCAACCCUAAUGGGAUUUGUGUUGCCUUCAGGGAUCAAACCGGGGAUCUUUCACUUGUUGUUAGGCGAGUCUGUAAACCUCUGCGCCACAGAGCCACAUACCAACUGAUAAUAUCAGCCAUUAAUUAAACGAUCAAAACAUCACUGACUCUCAAAUCAGUUCCAACUCCAAAUUCCAGAUUUCAUGGUCCCGUUAGACCGCAGGACCUGCAGGUGUACUAAAAAGCUCAUUCAGGCUGUCCAUGAAUGAACCGUAAACAGCGUUUACCUGAUUCUCACUCUGCUGUCACAGGAAGUGAUUGGUUAAAUGGGCGGGGACCGCCGUGUUCGUUCACAGCUGCACUUGAACACGCCGACGUUCGGUCAAUGUGACGCAUCGUUCAGCCCCCUCCCCCCUUUAACCAGUAUAGGAAAUAUGCCAAAAACGUUUCGUUGUUUUUGUACUGGGAUCAAUCCGCUUUUAUCAGUAAUGUGCUUUUUUCUUCUCCCUGCCUGUUUUUAUAUUUUUCGCUUUUUUUUUUUACUCGUGUUUUUCGAACAGCGACGAGCCUGUUAAUCCGACAGAUGAACACUGCCUCAAGUACAAAUCGUUUGAAAUCCAGGGUUUCCGUCUUUGUUGCGUCAUUUUAUAAACAUGUCGAUCAGAAAUGGGACCGCUCUGUCAAACUGACGGCGGGCCGGGACGCCGCCGUCGGUCCAUUUGUCUCGCUAGUCUUCCUGCUGGUCCAGAGAGGUUCCAUUUGAGUGUUACAGACUUGGAUUUAAUCAAUUUUUUUAUAUGUUUAUCAUGCAGCUCUCAGCUUCCUGUCGAUGCACAAAUACGAACAAAUGGUCGGAAUAAUUCAGAAGUAAAAAAAAGGCUUUAUCAGGAGGACAGGAAGGAAAACAUGAACACAUGAUUUUAUUUUAUCCGAGUCAUAUCAAGUCACCUGUCUUUGGUCUCAAGUAUCCAAAAUACCGAAGAGAUCCUUAAUGUUGGAGAAACAUCAUCUGCACAAAAGAUUUUUAAAAAAGCGAGCGACUCUGAAUGAAAGCAACGAUGAGCAAUAUGCCGCCAAAAUGGUUCCAAUGUGACGUCACCCCGAAAACACGACCAAAGGCCUCAGUCGGCCUCUGAUCGUGCUCAGAUUAAGACACAAAGGUGGCCAUGGUAACACGACAGCCUGAACUUUCCCAACUUAAGAAUUAAAGUUUGGGAAACGAUCGGAUGCUUUGAAGCUGAGACC